Ilex paraguariensis (yerba mate) is the source of this 1019-nucleotide messenger RNA. Lineage: Eukaryota; Viridiplantae; Streptophyta; Magnoliopsida; Aquifoliales; Aquifoliaceae. The record is from the annotation of a GenBank genome assembly.
AUGAUUCAGCUUCCAUUUCUUCUUGGAGUCCCCCUUCUAGAGAAACUUGCUGCACCAAUUGCUCCUAUUUUUGCUGGCCGAACAGGUGGUCAGCUGUUCCUCACUGAUGGUAAACCCGACAUACCGCCUCUCGUAUUAAGAAUGGCGUCUGAUAAUGAAGAUGGAAAUUUUAUAUCUGCCCUUGGUGCAUUCAAAUGUCGAGUUCUUUAUGCAAAUGUCUCAUAUGACCAUAUGGUUGGUUGGCGCACAUCCUCAAUAAGAAGGGAGGCAGAAGUUAUAAAGCCCUCUCAGCGUUCUUUGGAUGGUUACAAACAUGUUGUAAAUGUGGAGUAUUGUCCCCCAGUUGUAUCCCAGGGUCCUCAUUUCCAUCCAGAAGCAGUGAAAGCAAAGGAGGCAGCUCAAAAUGAACCCAACAUGGAGAAUACAAUCGAGUAUCAUGAAUUUAUGGAAGAGGAAAUGAUAUGCGGCUUACAACAGUUGGGAUGGACAAAAGUCGAUGUUAGCUUUCACUCGGCAUUCUGGCCUUUCUUUGCCCAUAACAACCUCAAUGUGAAAAGUGAAUGGAUCCAUAAUGCUGGAGCUGGAGUGGUAGCUCAUGUUGCAGACAGCAUAAAGCAACAAGAAAAGCAACUGGAGUCGGUCUUCCUCAUUGAUUGCUGCUAGCUUAUAGUUACGAAGUGUAUAUAAAUGCAGAGGCUCCGACUAUAGCCUGGUGGCCGCAGUUUCAGGGGUUGGGGGUUUGUAACAGUGCCAAGCGUAACAACCCUCCUUCCCCCACUCCCCACCUCCCAAAAAAAGGUGUUAAAUAGAGGCACUCUUCAAGUUGAAACGGGUACCUUCUGAAAAAAAAAAAAAAAAAAAAGAAGGUUGAAACAUGUACAGUUAGUUGAGCACUUUAUCAAAUGAAGUUAUGUUCCUGAUAAAUUGUUGUUUCCAUGGUGAUGCUAUGAUGCCUAAUAUUUGAAAUCCAAUUCAAAGUAUUCAUAAUAAUAAAAUAUUUCAGUGUCCGAAGCUCCCGC